Molecule: messenger RNA, 1534 nt
Organism: Harpia harpyja (harpy eagle)
Lineage: Eukaryota; Metazoa; Chordata; Aves; Accipitriformes; Accipitridae
Product: serine protease 23-like
Biological process (GO): proteolysis
Molecular function (GO): serine-type endopeptidase activity
Source: RefSeq, a predicted model, not a curated record
AUGACAGAGCAAACUCCUCAGCUCAUGAUAUUUCUGCAGUGGCGCUGGGUUGCGCUGCAGGGCCUCACCGUCCAGGAGAUCAAAGCUGGUGCCAGGUUUGGCACAAUGAUUUGCUGCCAGGUGGUUGCUCUUCUCUUGCUCUUCUUUCUUCCCAGUGCUGCUGCUGGUGACCUGGUUCCCGCUCUUGUUCCCCAGUCCACGCUCCAACUAGAAAGGUUCUUGUCACAGCCUGUCCCGGAGCUGACAACAUGCUGUGACAAUGCCCAUGCCCAGCGGGAGGCUGCCCUGGUCCUUCAGGACUUCCAGGAGUACCUCUCUUACGAGACAGUGUAUCCCAACGGCACCUGCACCCCCACCACAGUGGAAGUGAGCCCCCAUGCAAGUGGCAUGGAGAGGAGACAGUGGAGGCAGCAUGUGCGACUCAAGUGGCAGAUUUAUGGCACAGACAGGUGGUUUUCCAUCAGUGGGAACCACUUCCUGAUGAACUACCCCUCCUCUGCCACUGUCAAGAUCUCCAUGGGCUGCAUGGGCGUGCUCAUGUCCAAGUGGCAUGUCCUCACUGCCACCCACUGCAUUCACGACAGCAAAGACUAUGUGAAGGGGGCCGAGAAGAUCAAGGUGGGUUUCCUGACACCGGUGCAGGGUGCUGGCAACAGAAUGGGGAUGGGGAGGCUGGUGAUGCGCUGGGCUUGGGUGCAGCACAUGCAGAUGCCCAUGGGCUGGAUCUGGGGUCCCAACUCAGUCAGCGUGAACUACAACUAUGCCCUUUGGGAGCUGUGCAGGCCACGCCAGUGCCUGCACAUGAAGCUGAUGGCAGCUCUGGCAGCAGAGGAGAUGGCUGGGAAGAAGAUUAAUUUCUCGGGGUUUGACAGCGACCAGCUGGGCGAGCUGGUCUACUGCUGCUGUGGGGUGGAGGACAAGAUGGUCCGCCUCAUCUGCCAGCACUGCGAUGAGCCUGGUGCAUACAGCUCUGGGGUGUAUGGCAAAGUGUGGGACCCCAUAUGACACGAAUGGGAGAGGAAGGUGAUCAGGGUCUUCUCGGGCCACCAGUGGCUGGAAGUGGCUGGGGAGCACCAUGAUAAUAUUGCCAUUCGCCUGACCGCUCUAAAGUUUGCUCAGAUUUGUUACUGGAUCAAAGGGGACUCUAAAAGCUGUCACACUGAAUGAGAACCGCAGCCUGCCUCUUCUGCUCCCCAGUGCAGAUGGCUUUGAGUGUGGUGUACCUGAGCGAGAGUGUGGCCAAGAAGCCUGAAGAUGAGCAGUGUUUCCUGGCAAAACUGCUCCACUUUGUUCUCUCAUGGAGGUCAAGGGUCUCCACAGAUCACAAGGGAUCCAGCAGAAACUCACUGGAGUCCAAGUCCUGAUUCCCCAGGAAGUCUGAAGUGUGGUUUAAGUUCCUUUGGUUGGUGCUGGCAUGAACUCAGCAUCAGCGUUCUUUACAGAAAGAGCUUGGCCGUCAGCCAGGGAAAGUGGCCUCUGCUUCCAGCACGUUAACUGCUCAUGACUUGGAGAGGCAGCCGCAUGCUUGCUACUA